Messenger RNA from Suncus etruscus (white-toothed pygmy shrew), 759 nucleotides. RefSeq names its product fibroblast growth factor binding protein 1 (gene FGFBP1). Lineage: Eukaryota; Metazoa; Chordata; Mammalia; Eulipotyphla; Soricidae. Gene Ontology annotation, molecular function: growth factor binding. The record is from RefSeq and is a predicted model, not a curated record. The coding region runs from base 1 to 759 and encodes 252 amino acids. Gene Ontology annotation, biological process: cell-cell signaling. The transcript has a single exon.
AUGAAGUUCCAUAACCUCACCCUGCUCUCCUUCUUCCUCCUGGCCCUUCAAGUGAUCUUAGUGCAAGGCAAGAAGGAAGCCAUAAACAGACAUGUUAGCAAAGCCAAGAGAGAUGAAAGACAAACUCCCAACAAAACUGAGACUAAGCAAAAAAGUCACAGGCAUCUGCCUAAAGGCCAAUUCAUCAGCACCAAUCAGGCCAACUGCAAAUGGACAGUGACUGAGCAGGAGCAAGGCAUUGCCUUGAUGGUAGAGUGCUCCCAAGAGGACACUAGAUUUUCUUGUGUCUUCACUGGCAAUCCCACUUCCUGCAUUGAGUUGAAUCAGAAAAGGAAAUACUGGAAACAAAUUGAACAGAGCCUGAGCUCACAGAAGGCUAUCUGUGAGGACUCUAAGAGUGUCCUUAAAACCAAGGUGUGCAGAAAGAAGUUUCCAGAAUCCAAUCUAAAGUUAGUGAACUCCACUCUGAUAAGGAACACGCUCUCUAGCCAGAAACAGAGGAAGAAAACAAAAGCCCCCAAUGCUAUCAUCAUGGAAGCCAACCAGAUGAAACCAUCUCCCACCAAUGAACAUACUAAGGUCAAUGACAGCUCUCCACCUGAGGCAUCUGAGACACAACCUAUAACCACCCAGGAUCCCUUAUGUGUGGAGGACUCAGAUAUGGUCACCCCAAACAAGGUGGCCUUGGAGUACUGUGGGGAGACUUGGCUCUUUUUGUGCGAGAUCUUCAUUGCCGUGGCACAAAGUACUUCAUGCUAA